AUGCCCGCGGUUCAGGAGACGAUCGAUCAGGUCGCAAAGAUCGAUGUCGAUCAGUACAAAUACGGCUUUGAGACCAUCCUGGAGAUGGACAAGGCCCCAAAGGGCCUGAACGAGGACAUCAUCCGCUUCAUCUCGGCCAAGAAGGAAGAGCCCGAAUGGAUGCUGGAGUGGCGGCUUGACGCCUAUCGGCGCUGGCUGACGAUGGAGGAACCCGACUGGGCACGGGUGAACUAUCCCAAGAUCGAUUUCAACGACAUCUACUACUACGCCGCGCCCAAGGGGCAGACCGGCCCGAAGACCAUUGACGAUGUCGAUCCGGAAAUCCGCCGCACCUAUGAAAAGCUCGGCAUUCCGCUUGCCGAACAGGAAAUCCUGGCCGGCGUGCAGGAGCGCAGGGUUGCCGUCGACGCGGUGUUCGAUUCGGUGUCCGUCGUCACCACCUUCAAGGCCGAGCUCGCCAAGGCCGGCGUGAUCUUCAUGUCGAUCUCCGAAGCGAUGCGCGAGCAUCCCGAACUGGUGAAGAAAUAUCUCGCCUCGGUGGUGCCGGUCUCCGACAAUUAUUACGCCGCGCUCAAUUCGGCGGUCUUCACGGACGGUUCGUUCGUCUAUGUGCCCGAGGGCGUGCACUGCCCGAUGGAACUGUCGACCUAUUUCCGCAUCAACGAGAAGGACACCGGCCAGUUCGAGCGCACGCUGAUCAUCGCCGAAAAGGGCGCCUACGUGUCCUAUCUCGAGGGUUGCACGGCGCCGCAGCGCGACGAGAACCAGCUUCACGCCGCCGUGGUCGAACUGAUCGCGCACGAGGAUGCGGAGAUCAAAUACUCGACCGUCCAGAACUGGUAUCCGGGCGAUGCCGAGGGCAAGGGCGGCAUCUACAAUUUCGUCACCAAGCGCGGCGACUGCCGGGGCGACAAUUCCAAGAUUUCCUGGACCCAGGUCGAGACCGGUUCGGCAAUCACAUGGAAGUACCCGUCCUGCAUCCUGCGCGGCGACAAUUCACGCGGCGAAUUCUAUUCGAUCGCGGUGUCGAACGGUGCGCAGCAGAUCGAUUCGGGCACCAAGAUGAUCCAUCUGGGCAAGAACACGUCGAGCCGGAUCAUCUCCAAGGGCAUUUCGGCGGGUACGUCGGAAAACACCUAUCGCGGCAAGGUGUCCGUGCAUCGCAAGGCGACCGACGCGCGCAAUUUCACCCAGUGCGAUUCGCUGCUGAUCGGCGACCGCUGCGGCGCACACACCGUGCCCUAUAUCGAGGCCAACAAUUCCUCGGCGCAGCUCGAGCACGAAGCGACCACCUCGAAGAUUUCCGAGGACCAUCUGUUCUACUGCAUGCAGCGCGGCAUUCCCGAAGAGGAGGCGAUCGCGCUGAUCGUCAACGGCUUCGUCAAGGAGGUCAUCCAGGAGCUGCCGAUGGAGUUCGCCGUCGAGGCGCAGAAGCUGAUCGGCAUUUCGCUGGAAGGCAGCGUUGGGUAG
Messenger RNA from Effrenium voratum, 1470 nucleotides. The record is from the annotation of a GenBank genome assembly. NCBI's taxonomy places the organism in Eukaryota, Dinophyceae, Suessiales, Symbiodiniaceae.